This is a messenger RNA of Brachypodium distachyon (stiff brome), 952 nucleotides long. RefSeq names its product photosynthetic NDH subunit of lumenal location 1, chloroplastic. The record is from RefSeq and is a predicted model, not a curated record. The transcript has 8 exons. Bases 138 to 818 code for a protein of 226 amino acids. Lineage: Eukaryota; Viridiplantae; Streptophyta; Magnoliopsida; Poales; Poaceae. Gene Ontology annotation, molecular function: calcium ion binding. Gene Ontology annotation, biological process: photosynthesis. Gene Ontology annotation, cellular component: extrinsic component of membrane; photosystem II oxygen evolving complex; photosystem II.
AUGGAAAUGCUGACAUGGCUGCCUUUGCUUCCACUCACAUGCUCGGCACUUGGAAAAGCCUACUGCCCCCAGUCCAGCAGCAACAGAUAGCCAACCAACCUGGGGUAGGCUACGUUUAGUGCUCCACUGAAGCUGAAAUGGCAAGCUUGAUCUCCAAACAGUUGGUUGCGCUAAAUUGUACGGUUACUGCCAGGCUGAAUGGGGCACCCCCAUCUGUUGUGAAUGCAAGCUCGAGCGAAGCAUCCUCGGAUGAGAAGAAGGUCACGAAAAGGAGAUUGGCAUUGCUUGGUGCUGGAGCAUUAUCCACUGUGCUACUGAAUAGAAGCUCUGCAUAUGCUGAAGAGGUACCGAAGAACUACCGCUCUUAUGUGGAUGCAAACGAUGGAUAUUCGUACCUCUACCCAGCUGAUUGGAGGGAUUUCGACUUCUUGGGCCAUGAUUCAGCAUUCAAAGAUAAAAAUGUGCAGCUGCAGUCUGUCCGUGUAGCCUUCAUUCCUACUGAGAAAACAGACAUUCAUGACCUGGGUCCUAUGGAUGAGACGAUCUUCAAUUUGGUUAACAAUGUCUACGCUGCCCCGAAUCAAAUACCAACGAUUUAUGACAUGCAAGAGCGUACGGUGGAUGGCAAGAACUACUGGACAUUUGAGUACGAUCUGGAGGCGCCGGGCUACGGCGUAUCGGCAUUUGCGACCGUCGCCAUCGGCAACGGGAGGUACUACACGCUGAUCGUGACGGCGAACGAACGGCGGUGGAGCAGGCUGCGCAACAAGCUUAAGGUCGUCGCAGACUCUUUCAAGAUCUCAGACAUGAAAGCCUGAUCAUGUCCUGGAGAGAUAUGGCAGUGCCCCCUAAUGUACAUGGAUUCUAACUACCAGCGCAAUUAGCAUAUAUGAUUUGUACGACAAUUCUUAGGAUGGCCAAUCUUUUCUUCUUGGCAAACCACAGUUUUCUC